UGAAAGAGGAAAAGGAAGCUUUAUUGCCGCCAUUUCAGGUGAAACCAGUGCGGCAGAGACGACAGCCAGUGUCAUAAUAUCCCAAAAAUCUGCAAUAAUUACACAAAUUGGAGAUUAACAGACAAGCAUAACGGUUGUGUCUAACGGGUUGGACUGGGCUGCUGUGUUGACUGGAGACAGACACAAUGAGCUACGGAAGGGCGCCGCCAGACGUUGAGGGGAUGACCUCCCUGAAAGUGGACAACCUGACGUACCGUACUUCACCGGAGACUCUGCGCCGAGUUUUUGAGAAGUACGGCCGUGUGGGAGAUGUUUACAUCCCCCGGGACAGGUACACUAAGGAGAGCCGCGGGUUCGCCUUCGUGCGAUUCCUUGACAAGCGCGACGCCGAGGACGCAAUGGAUGCUAUGGACGGCGCGCUGCUGGACGGGCGGGAGCUCCGGGUGCAGAUGGCCCGCUACGGGAGACCCCCGGACUCCAUGUACAGCCGGAGAGGGGCUCCGCCGCGCAGAUCCGGAGGGGGGUACGGCGGACGCAGGAGUCGUUCAGCCAGCCCUCGACGUCGCAGACGCAGCCGCUCCAGGAGCAGGAGCCGAUCCCGCUCCAGGAGCCGCCACCACUACAGCCGCUCCAGGUCUCACUCCGAGUCAAGGUCUAAGUCCAAGUCCAGGACCCCAAGACGAAGCAAGACAAAAUCUCCCUCAAAGUCCCGGUCCUCUAGGUCAAGGAGUCGAACCCCGCCUUCAAACAGAGGGUCCAAAUCGAGGUCCCGCUCCAAAUCCAAGAGUAGGCCAAAAUCCCCGGAGGACAACGGAGCAGAGAUUUAAUCCAGACUUGGACACAGCAUGACGGUAUUCAGGGGGAAGGGUGUAAUAUAUUAUUUGCUUCAAAUAGUAUUCCUAAGAUGGCUAUUUGUCAUCAGUUGGGUUAUUAUUCUGCAGUCUUGGUGCUACAUGUCAUGCAUUUGCACAAAAGCAACAAAGUCGGCAGAAUCAUUUUUUCGAAAUGGUAAAAAUAAGAUUGGGACUGAUGUUGUCUACAGUCCUAGUUCUGUGUGUGCUGUACUUUGCAUUGCCAAUCUAUGCACCCACAGACAACAGGAGAUUUGGGAUGAUUGGACCUACUGUAACCUAUAUUUCAAAAUGGGCUGUAUGGGAGGGACGUGGGGUGCUUCACUCAAAAACGUUCACCUAAAUGUGGAAUUCUUUCCUCCAAGCUGCGGAGUCCUGUUUGCAAAGAGAGGAGGAGGAGAUGGGGGUGUGGCAGUGUGAGAGCAGUUAGUGUGUGACCCGCCCUUGUGACCUGCCUGAUUGCUGAGAGCUAUGGCAGUUGCUAAGGAGCAGGUCACCGAGGCAACGGUGGUUGCUAUGGAGCAGGUCGUCAUGGCAGUGGUUCGGGCUGUCAGUUGGUGUGUGAGGUGGUGUGGUGAGGUACGUUGGCGGGGAUCACAGGCAGAUGCACUGAGCAGUCAGUGCCCACCUGUUCCUGUGGGCUCCUCCGCCUCACAAAGGGAACGGACCCCAGAGGUUUGUUUUUCCAAUUCGCCCGGGUGUAAGACUUGUUAGAGGUGUAUUUGUAUUUAUUUAUAGAAGGACCAUGCAUACAAAAACAUUAAUCUCAGCAAAGAGAAGAGAUGCAAUAUGCCAGAUUAUAGCUAAUAGCUCAUUUCCAUCUGUGGUCCUCAGGCAGGUUCAUAACAAUCAAUAAACAAAUAAUAACAUUGCAUGAUCUUUAUCAGUCAAACAAUUUUAAAACCUGAUUUAAGUACAGCUCAAUAAAUUAAUACAUAGUACACUUGAAAUACACUUACAUGAUCUCGGUCACUCAAAUGAUUAUAAAGCCUGAUUUAAAUACAGGUUACGAACAUAAUACUUAGUACACUUCAAAUACACAUAUCUAGGAUAUAGUAUGGCAAUACAGUUCAAAUAAAAAAAAUCUCAGAUUACAGUGUAAUUAAUGUUGGCAUGACUGGUUGCUUAAUAUCAUUUUUUUUGCACCAUAAGAAAACGAGUUAAAAUCAGUACAGGUUUUAAGUUCAACUGGAAGAGUGUUCCAGUGCUUGAUGGAGAGAGCAGAGCUAGUACUAUUGUAAAGGGGGGCCGGGUAAGGUGUGUAAACAAAUGCGAAAGUUACUAGAAAUGUUAGGUAUAAUACAUGAAGAUGCUCAGGGGGGAAAUGCACUAUGAUUAAUGUUAUUGUGAGUAGAUCAGACAAGCACUGUGAUUAAAUGUCUAGGUCAGCUUCAGGAGUUUUUAGAAAUAAAAAAGCCUAUUUUUGGCCUUUCCUAACUCUGUUUUGUCUUUCUUUGCAGAUCUCAGAUGAUUGAGCCUUUGCUGAGGACAUCAGGAAGAGUCUCACAUUGAGCAAGUGGACUCCACUAUUACCACUGAAAGCAGACUGAAAGGUUAUUGGAGCUUGGUCUAAAAUGUUUAGAUUUGACUUUAUUUACAAAAACAAUUUUGUAACAUUGAUGUGAUCAUUGUUUGCGAAGUUGAGCAAUUUGAAAGGGAUUUAAAAUAAGUUCUUCUCUUGCUGAUUUAAAUUGGGUUUAUUGCAUUUUGAUUACCCUUGCACUUUUUUAUGAACUUACAUUUCCUUUAAUUUAACUCCUUGUUUAAUACUCUUUCUAAAUUAAUAUGAACUUUUUAUUUGCAGGGUGUAAUGUUGAAUGUUCAGAGCUUUUACAUCUGUUUUACCACUCUUAUGGAGAAAAAAAUGUUUCCUGUACAGUGAAAAAGGCAAAACAUCAAAGGCACUUAAUAUUUUAAUUUGCUUAUCCCGCAGACCACAUGUUUUUAUUUUCUGUCAAAUCUCUAUUUUCUGUCUGGUUAAAGUUGCUUUCCUAUGACUCUAACCCUCUUUCUUGUGUAUCUUUUGUGCACUAGGCGCAGUUGUGUAGCAGUUGAGUAAUGCUGGUUAGCUGUUAAGAUGCGGUGCAGUGCGGUGGUGACAUGGUGUGGCGUGUUGCGGUGCUGAGUGCCCGGCGCUGUUCCGGGGCUCGACCCUCCGCUGCUGUUUGCCGGUUUGUAAGCUCACAAGUGUGGCAGAUCAUCGAUCUCUCCUGUCUUGUGAUCUCCCCCCCUCCCCCUCCCCCCCUCCCCAUGUGCUGUACAGAUUCUCUCCUUUCUUUUCUCUCUAUUCCCCCUCUGUGGUUUAUCCACUGUUAAUAACUGGUUUUGCUUGCUUUUUUUUAUUGAAUCCAGUUUGACUCCUAGUGAAGGGUUUAAUGGGCAGUCCAGGCUGCUUAAAGAAAUUAUGUGUGUAUUUCAUUCCUCUGUGAACCUCAAACGUCUUGUAAUUGCUUUUAGGUGAAUGCCAAUAAACAUCUGUCGUUCCAAA
Molecule: messenger RNA, 3339 nt
Organism: Trematomus bernacchii (emerald rockcod)
Lineage: Eukaryota; Metazoa; Chordata; Actinopteri; Perciformes; Nototheniidae
Gene: srsf2a
Product: serine and arginine rich splicing factor 2a
Exons: 2
Coding region: 186-827 (213 amino acids)
Molecular function (GO): RNA binding
Source: RefSeq, a predicted model, not a curated record